Messenger RNA from Dromaius novaehollandiae (emu), 4663 nucleotides. RefSeq names its product WD repeat domain 82 (gene WDR82). Gene Ontology annotation, cellular component: Set1C/COMPASS complex. The coding region runs from base 65 to 1006 and encodes 313 amino acids. Gene Ontology annotation, molecular function: protein binding; chromatin binding. The transcript has 9 exons. The record is from RefSeq and is a predicted model, not a curated record. Lineage: Eukaryota; Metazoa; Chordata; Aves; Casuariiformes; Dromaiidae.
GCCGCCGCGGGGCCCCGCCCGGCCCCCCGCCGCCCCGGCGCCCUCGGCGCGGCCCGGCGGCGGCAUGAAGCUAACGGACAACGUGCUGCGGAGCUUCCGCGUGGCCAAGGUCUUCCGCGAGAACUCGGAUAAGAUCAACUGCUUCGACUUCAGCCCCAACGGCGAGACCGUCAUCUCCAGCAGCGACGACGACUCCAUCGUGCUCUACGACUGCCAGGAGGGCAAACCAAAGAGAACACUGUACAGUAAGAAGUAUGGAGUGGACCUCAUCAGAUAUACGCACGCUGCCAACACUGUGGUCUACAGCUCCAACAAAAUAGAUGAUACAAUACGAUACCUCUCGCUGCAUGACAACAAAUACAUUCGGUAUUUCCCAGGGCAUACAAAAAGAGUGGUUGCCCUUUCAAUGUCUCCAGUGGAUGAUACUUUUAUUUCUGGAUCUCUUGAUAAAACUAUUCGACUUUGGGAUCUUCGCUCUCCAAAUUGCCAGGGUUUAAUGCAUCUCCAGGGGAAGCCUGUGUGUUCUUUUGACCCAGAGGGCUUGAUUUUUGCUGCCGGAGUCAAUUCUGAAAUGGUGAAGCUUUAUGAUCUCCGCUCUUUUGACAAGGGUCCAUUUGCUACAUUUAAGAUGCAGUAUGAUCGAACAUGUGAGUGGACAGGUCUGAAGUUCAGUAACGAUGGCAAACUCAUCCUCAUAUCAACUAAUGGAGGGUUCAUUCGACUGAUUGAUGCCUUUAAAGGAGCUGUCCUGCAUACGUUUGGGGGAUAUAACAAUAGUAAGGCUGUCACGCUGGAGGCAUCGUUCACACCAGACUCUCAGUUCAUCAUGAUAGGUUCAGAGGAUGGAAAGAUCCAUGUUUGGAAUGGGGAAAGCGGGAUGAAGGUGGCUGUGUUGGAUGGGAAACAUACAGGUCCUAUAACCUGUCUGCAGUUCAAUCCAAAAUUCAUGACUUUUGCUAGUGCAUGUUCCAAUAUGGCCUUUUGGUUGCCAACUAUCGAUGACUAAUUCCUAUGCUGCAGCUACCGUCAGGUGACUUCCAUACUGCUAACAGCAGCAUACUCACUCUCACAACGAUAGUAUUGGAAUUGCCUAGAUUUCCUUGACUGUGUUCCCGCUCCUGUGUAUGUUUCCAUAUGUCUUACCUUUAUUUGCUGCAUUCCUUUGCAAGGACUCCUCCACUUGACCUCCUAGUAUGUUCAGAAGCGGCAUGCAACUCUUUCUUACCUUCCAGUCCGUGCCCAGCAGGCUUCGCCUGAAGUUGGAACUGGCACAGUAUUAUUUCUGAGAGCAAUGGAGUCUGAUUUAUUUGAAAAAUGCUUGCGGCAGUUUUUAAGUUGUAAUUGUGUUCGCUCUUCUUUCUGUAAGUGCACAAUGCUGUUGAUGUUCCAAGGUGGAACAUGCAGUUUUUCCCCAUAAGCGCAUGUUUUUCACAUCUGGGAUCUCUUUAGUUCAUUGCAGUCCACAGAUGCAAAGUUAUUCCUGUGCCAAACGUGAACGUUGACUGUUUUUAACUCAAAUAGUAGAUGCUGGAUUCCUUUGCAGCUGAACAUGUGCUGAAAGUGUGUGUGACUGUAAAUAUGCAUUACACAGCCUAUCAUCCUUUUUUUGGUAUUUUAGUGUGCAGCAAAACAUACAGGUUUUGUCCACUGCCAGAGCUUGAAGAAGCCUCCUUGCUGUUUGCUGUGCCAGCAUCCCAGAGGGUGUGCACAGUACUGAAGAGGUCUGGUCAGUGUCCCAAGCAAUAAAGGAGUCUGUCAGCAGGAAGAUGGAGAAACCAAACUAAGACUGAAAUCAGUCUGCCUGUGUAUCUUCCUUAUGUAUCAUCUUGGCUAAUCUUACUUGUAAAUAUUGGGGGUGGGGGGAGGAGGGUAGUGGGAAUGGGCCAUAUUUUUUUACUUUUAGAUAUUAAAGAAUAUGAUGUGGGCCAGUAUUGUGGGCUGUCUAGGCUGUUUACCUUCACCAAUACAGUUUUUCCCUCCUGGUUUGUAAAUAAGCUCCAUUAAACUCUCCCCAAACUGGGUUUAGACCUGUAUCCCUUUUGUUGAUGAAGAUGGCAUGCACAGUUAGUUCAUCGUGCAUUUUGUUACAGGCUGUGCAGGUUUUCAGUGAUCGCAUUGAAAGAGCGAUGCUUCCCUUGUCAAAUGGAGUCUACAGAAUUGGAUACAAAAUCUUACAUGUUCAAGAGGCACUCUGACUUUGCUUUGCUGUGGCCCGGCUCCGAGGAAUGCCCCUGCAGGAGAUGAGAGGGGGAAUGCUCUCCUGCUCCGGAGGGGCUUGCUGGGGUACAGUACAAAAAGGCUGGCAAGCCAGUCUUCAAGCCUGGUUCCAGUUUCUUUUUCCUGAAGCACUGCAUUGAUCAGAUGCAUCCAGCAGUAGGCUGGGAAAGGUUCAGUGUAAACAUGUUGUUAAUUGUAUUCCCACUUUGCCAAACACUCCUGGUUUUAUUUGCUGGGUCCCAGCUUGGAAAGUCUGUUCUUUCCCUCACCUUGCCACAUGUACUUCCCCUCUCCUAAAUAUAAAAGGUUGGAAAGGUGACAAAACAAACAUGGAAACGGGUAUGUUCUGUGUGCUUUAAGUAUCAGUCCAUACUGGAAAACAGUGCUGUAGCGUUUUACCUUAGGUCGGUGGUCUAGAUGUUCCAUAUUACAGCAAAGUUUCUCGACUGUGGGGCCCUGUAUAUAAUGCAGAGCAUGUCUCCCUAGAGAAGUAAAUUAGCCUGUAAACAGCUUCCCUCUGUUUUGCUUUGCCUUGCAUUUUUUACAGCACUUGUCAGUGGAAAUGUUCUGUGCUAACAGCUGGGGAUGUGGAAUGAGCAUUUCUUUACUGCUGGUUCCUUUGAAGUAGUAAUGCAUGUUGAGCUGCAGCAUUUGUUAGUGACAGGCACACCGUGUCGUCAGAAGGACUGCUGUGCAUGAGGCAGUCUGAAAAACUCAGUGUUUGAAUCUGUGCUUGAAGUUGCUGUUCUGGCUUUGUGACUUGCCUCCGCUAGCGCUACUGCGUACACUUAGAGCCAUCUCUAAUGGCGUCGUCUGUGUGAUGUGAGUUUGUCUGUUGCGCAGACUGGAGGAGGGAAGGGAACGGUGGACUGAUGAUGCUUUUGAUCUUGCCAAACAGUUCUGCUGUUGGAGUUGCAGACGAGAGAUUCCUUUGUACCGCUACAGCAGCAUCCCUCCUCCUGGUGUGUACUGUCCUGCUGUCGCCUCUAAAAUGCCAAGGGCAAAGGAAGAUGGAUAGCUUGGUCUUCACAGUUGACUAGGUCUCUGCAACCACUUCUUAACCUCAGUGUUGUUGCAUUCCAGGCUGCUUGGUGCUAUUUCACCAUUGUCAGUGUUUCUAUAAGCAGUGGUUUGUAACAUAUGGGUAUUUUGGGUUAGUGGUGCGUUUUAACGGUUUGACCUUAGCCUUCAGUAGCAAAUUGUCUUUCAAGGUUUUGUAAAGUCUAUUGCCUGAAAGAAGUGAACAGAUAGCCCCCAGCCAUUUUUUUCUUAACUUUAACAGGCAAGCAUUUGGAGGUCUUUUCUUUCUAAAAAUGUUCUUUGCUAAUGUUUUGAGCUCUUGUCUAAAGGCUGUUGUUCAUUUCUCUUCUGCUUGCAGUGUUGUAAAUCUUUGUGCAUUGCAGUGUGAAAUUUUUUUUUUUUUUUAAAAGAAACGAUGAUCAAAGUACUGAUCUAGAAGGACACGUAGUAAGAACAUCACUGGCUUUCUGGGGUGAAGAUAAAUCUACAGGUUCAUGCACAACACAGCACUAAUGCUCAGUUCAAAAUUAAACGGAAUGCUUUUCCGGGGCCGAUUGCCACCCACGCAAUGGCAAAGACUUCUUUCUCGGCUGAUGUAGUGGUGAACAUUUCCCAUCUGCCUUUAGAAGAUGGAAAUGAGCCAAGUCUUGUCAAGAAACUUCAGUACCACUUGUUUCUAUAAAAUCUGACAGAAUUGAAAGGUGAAUAAAGGUUUUAGCUUCUAACUUUUACAUGCUUCUCUAAAAGUAUCAGGACUGCAAUUCUUAUGCUCUUAAGGUCACCCAGCUAAUCAGAAACAUACCUCAUUAAAAAUAGCACUCCUACAUCUAACACAGAGUGUCCAACCCUGUGAAGAGCCAAACAGGAAACAGCUUUCCAUUCCCCCCAAACUUGAGAUUUAAAAGAUGAACCCCCUGUUCUGCUCUGGGAUGAAAUAAAGACCUUUCUUCAAAAUGGAGGAUGUGCUAGACUCACCAGCCUACCCCUAAAUAAGCAGCAGCGUUGGCCCACCACAUCUGCUUGGGUUGUAGGAAGCUUGGGUGUAAUUCUCCGAGUUAGUCUUUGAGAGAGUGUUUUCAGACUCCCACAUCCUUGGUCAAUAUCCCAGCCUCUGCUCUGGGGGACGUAGAAGCAAUUGAGUAAAGAAAUUUGGAAUCAGCAGUGUAUCUUUUUCCAAUCCCACUUCUGGCUAUAUUUGCACUUUAAGAGUCUUCACCUUAUUUUUUGGUCAGAGGUUAGGGUCCUGUUGAGCCUUUCAGAGAAGCUGUUCUCUUUGGUUGUGAGUUGGUAUUGUGAAUUUAACUCCUAGGUGGUAUCUGCCAGAUAAGUGUAAAUAUAUGAAGUCAAAUUAUGCUUUGUCACAAAAUACUACAUAUGUAGAGAAUUCAGUGUUGUGGCUGUUAUCAAUAAAUAUUUUGUAGACAGA